AUGUCCUCAUAUGGCCAUUAUGCUUCUUCCGCAGCGCCAUCUCACGCGUUUUACAGUUCCCCAAAGUUCUUUAUCAGAGUGAUCGACUCUUCAAUUGGCCCUAUCAUUCGGACUGUGAACUAUGCAUUCUCAUCUGAUCCAUUGAUUCAAUGGUUGCGUCCAAAUGCAGCACCCUGGGCGCAGCAGGAUAAGGAUGUUUGGAGAUGGCAGCAGCGAAGAAUACAGUCGAUAAUGUUGCAUGGCAUGGUUCUUCAAUCGGCAAAGGUUAAUGAGAUGAUAGCGCUUGAACUUCCACGCCAGCAAAGGAAGAAAGCCUCGCCGGUUUAUGAGAGAGAAGCUCAAGUCCCAGCUACUGAUAGCACCCCAGAGGCAGAAUUGGGCCUCAAUGAUACAGGCGCAGUGGUUUUCUUGCUACCUCCCAAGUGUCAACUAAAAUGGUCCCCAGCAAGACUAUGGGAGGCAUUUAAGAUUUACGUACUUGAUAUUCUGAGUCCAGCACAUGACACAGGAGCCAAAGAAUUGCGAGUGGGCCGUUUUCUUGAAGUGAAUAAGAAAUGGUCGGAAAUUUUGACGUCUCGGUAUUCAAAGGAGAAGCUAUGGUAUCUAGAAGUCAUAGCUGUUCAUCCAUCUUUACAAUCCCGAGGUAUAGGGCGGAAAGCAAUGACGUGGGUCUUGGAGCAUAUCAAAGAUGAACCAAUAUACCUUGAGUGCACACGAAUAGACAAUAUUGGGUUCUACGAAGGUUUCGGGUUUGAGGUUGUCGAGAAAGUGGAAAUUGAGGACGAAGGGCAGAAGUUGAACUACUGGGUCAUGGUUAGACCAAGCAAAGGAAAUAUAUAG
Messenger RNA from Penicillium angulare, 840 nucleotides. RefSeq names its product GNAT family N-acetyltransferase. The transcript has 3 exons. Lineage: Eukaryota; Fungi; Ascomycota; Eurotiomycetes; Eurotiales; Aspergillaceae. Bases 1 to 840 code for a protein of 279 amino acids. Gene Ontology annotation, molecular function: acyltransferase activity, transferring groups other than amino-acyl groups. The record is from RefSeq and is a predicted model, not a curated record.